UCGAUGAUAACAAGUUAUUACGGAAGCUCUUACAGACAUUCCUGACUGAAUACACUUUCUUUCCAGCUUUUCAAAAAGACUCCUUCCUGCAAGACAUGGCAUUGGGCCGCAAGAAAUACUGCUCCUCCCUGUUGGUCCAUGUAGUCCUUGCAUCUGCUUGCGUAGCAGGGCCACUCCAAUACGAAUCAUCGGUUUCGAUUCUGGAAUCCACAGACUCUCGGGUACCAGUUUCUCGCAGAAGCGCGCCGGUUUUGGGAACUCGAGAUUGGAAAUUCUUCACUAAUGGCCAUACAAGCCGCGAUUGUUCUGUCGAUUGUACAUGACGCGAGUGGAGCGAUGAGGUUGGAAGAUUAUACCUAACUCAAGCCGUUGCGGCUGCGCAUGCGAUGCAGUUAUUCUCUUUAUAGACGAAGAGCGAUGAUUCGUCCG
This is a messenger RNA of Fusarium redolens, 429 nucleotides long. RefSeq lists its product as uncharacterized. The transcript is spliced from 3 exons. Lineage: Eukaryota; Fungi; Ascomycota; Sordariomycetes; Hypocreales; Nectriaceae. The coding region runs from base 96 to 323 and encodes 75 amino acids. The record is from RefSeq and is a predicted model, not a curated record.